AUGGGAAAGGCAGGGCUGCACUUGCCCAAACGUGUCGCGUCGUCGCUGAUCAACAUACGCAAUGGUACCUUCUUUCGCGAACAUCCUGCCUCCGUUGCUGAUGCCUAUCGCAACCCACCUCUCUUCCCCAACCUGAACUUCCAGGUACCUCUGAUCGAAGAGCACCAAGGCCAGGCGCGGUGGCCGCCGCGAAGCAAAGAGCACUGGGCUGUCAUCUCCGCAAAGGGCGGCACUGCGUUACUCGAGAUUCUACGCGGCGCCCAUUUCUGCGAACCGCUCAGCGCGAGGACGUUCCCAUACCUCACUUCCGACGCCGUACCCGAGGAUCAUCGCACCCUACGCAUUCCGUCACGAGCAAUUCAGUAUGUCGGAUUCAAUCCUGGGCAAGGCAACGCCCUCGGAGCUGGCAUUCAAGGUGCCUAUCUCAGUGCUCGCUAUGAGAGCCGGCGCUUGACAGCAGAGGAAAGCGACUGGACCGUUAGACAGUAUUUGAAAGGCCAGACCACACUCAACCCUACGCAGCAAGAUGAAGAGUCUGUCAUUGACGAUGCUUCUGUCAACCAGGUCGUCACUGACCUGCGACUGCACAAAUUGCUUGACAUGCCGGUCAGUAAUCUGAGCAAUGGUCAGACACGGAGAUCCAGGAUUGCCAAAGCUCUGCUCAGCAAGCCCCUACUAUUGCUUCUCGAUGAUCCUUUCAUGGGCCUGGAUCCACCCACUCUUGUCAAACUGUCGCCUAUGCUGAGAGAUCUGGCAUAUGCAUCGGCGCCCUUGCUGUUGCUGUCACUCCGGCCGCAAGAUCCGAUUCCAGACUGGAUCACCCACCUUGCGGUCGUUGGCGAUGAGUAUAGCAUCUCGUCAAUCGGUACAAAGGAGUUUGUUCUGGCCCGUCAUGCGUUCUGGCUUGACACAUAUGACAAUCCUGAUCGAUACUCUGCCAAUGCAACCAUACUACCGCUCGUCAAGAAAUUGACGAGAGCGUACGGCCCGCCUUUGUCUGGCAUCAACGAGGCGUUGACCGAGAACGGCAUUGAACAAGUCCGCAUUCGUGAGGCUGAUAGACAAGUUGUGAGAGGCACGGAAGCGAACUCCCUACUGAGGAUUGAGCCUACGCUGGACAACAAGACAAGCUCGAGUCUCUUGGAGAUGCUGAAGACGUUCUCCACGCUUCCAUCUCAUGGGUCAGAGACAGAUCACGGCACAUCAGUUGGCCAAGACGAGCAGAAGACGGAGGCUGCUAGCUCCACUGCUACGAGCAAUCGUAAAUUGGGGCAACCUCUGAUUGAGCUGGAAUCCGUCGUUAUCAAGUACGGCGACAAAGUUGUUCUUGGGCACCCAUCACCACAAGCGGGGCACGAUAAGGCCGGCUUGAAUGUCACGAUCAGCGAAGGCACACGACUCGCACUUAUUGGGCCCAACGGAAGCGGCAAGACUACAUUCUUAUCUCUGCUCACUUCGGACCAUCCUCAGUCAUACUCGCUGCCGAUCAAAUUCUUCGGCAGAUCGCGCCUGCCACAGCCCGGUGUGCCAGGUCUUUCAUUGUGGCAGAUCCAAUCCCGCAUCGGUCAUUCCGCACCAGAAGUUCAUGCCUUCUUCCCGAAGUCUCUCAGCGUGCGACAGGUGCUCGAGUCUGCGUGGGCAGAGACAUACGUAUCUAAACCAAAGUUGAGCUAUGCUCGUGAUCAAACGGUCGAUGCGUUUCUCUCUUGGUGGGAACCUGAACUCCGCCAGGAUUGGAAGCCAGCAAAGAUCCCUCCGCGAUUUGUAACUCGCAAUAAGCCUGUCAACAUUGCUACGCGUGGGCUGCGCGAGCUCAUCGAAUAUUCGUAUCCGCCCUUCAUCAAGGACGAGAGUAGCCGCUGGACGGCCACUAUGACGAACGUGUUCACGCAAAAUGGAUCAUACAAACACUCUGCGAACCUUGACUGGGCCGAUGACACAUCCACCCAUCGUUUCGGCUUGCUGCCAUUUGCUGCACAGCGGCUCUUACUGCUACUUCGCGCCAUCAUCAAGCAGCCAGAUGUUCUGAUACUAGACGAAGCAUUCUCGGGUCUGUCAUCCUUCGUUCGCGACAAGGCUAUGCUUUUCUUGGAGCACGGUGAGACGAAAUACUUGCCGGGCAGUCCUGAUCUGGCUUUCAUGAGAAACGACAUGGUUGACCCGCCUUCUCACAACGGCCAGCCGAUCGACAACAAAAGGAUUCACGUCAAUCGACUUGUUCAGUCAAGCGACUCCUACUUGCAUGCGUAUCUACAGAGCAUAGAGAAAUAUGACCAGCCCGGCCAAAAUUUCAGCCCCAGUAUGUUGAAAGACCGAGGUUGGGAAGUCCAAAUGGCAGAUCAACUGCUGGAAUAUUCCAAACGAACUGCACAAGAACGUCUCGAAGGCGCCAGGAACUUGGGCUACGACACGCCUACGUACAACGGGCUGACUGACAAGCAAGCCUUGGUUGUAGUAAGCCAUAUCAAAGAAGAAGUUCCUGCCAUGUGCGAUGAGUUUAUCAGGCUUCCGGGCGAGGAAGAAGUGAUCGAGGACAGUCGAGCUGUUGAGAUGGGGUACGUUGGCCGCGGUGGCAUCAGUGACAAGUGGAACUGGCUUUGGCAGUCGCGGAAAAGCUGA
Molecule: messenger RNA, 2619 nt
Organism: Cyphellophora attinorum
Lineage: Eukaryota; Fungi; Ascomycota; Eurotiomycetes; Chaetothyriales; Cyphellophoraceae
Product: putative ABC transporter ATP-binding protein
Exons: 1
Coding region: 1-2619 (872 amino acids)
Cellular component (GO): mitochondrion
Molecular function (GO): ATP hydrolysis activity; ATP binding
Source: RefSeq, a predicted model, not a curated record